AAACGGUACAAUAUACAAUUCACAAACCCUUGAAAUUUUUUUAUGACGACUCGAUUGUUGGCGAAACAUUGAUACAUACAGAUAAGCGAGUCUUGGGGUGACAGAGGUCGUUUCGUGCCUGAUAGUAGACUCACUGGAUAAUCUAAUUAUGAAGCUCCUGUUUGGUUUUGUCUUGCUGAAUAGCUUAGCCAGUUUUGUAUUCGCAAACUGCAGAAAUGGCUGGGUUACAUUCGACGAGUGGUGUUACCUGUUCUCUCACAAUCAGCUGACGUGGUCAGAGGCAUCUGAAACCUGCCAUGCGUUCCAUGCCGAACUGGCUACUGUACUUUCUGCUGAGGAACAGAAUUUUCUGUCAACGCAUUUACUUGAAUUACACAAAAACGAUCCAAAGAUAUCAUCGGUACAUUAUUGGCUGGACGGGUCAGACUUGGAGGUUGAACACGUAUGGAAAUGGAUGACAACAGGCCAGAACCUAACCUUCACCGACUGGGCACCGCAUGAACCUAACAUGGGGGAAAACGAAAACUGUCUGAUCCUUUGGGGAGCCAGUAAAUUCCAGAUGGGGGAUAACGCAUGUUCAAAUAAACGGAACUAUAUAUGCCAGCAAACUGUCGAAACGGACUUCGAAAACGGAUUAAUUGGGUGACUCUGACAGUAAUGUUGUGAUGGUAAUAAAGAAUUCUGUCUCUUGGAAA
Molecule: messenger RNA, 695 nt
Organism: Pecten maximus
Lineage: Eukaryota; Metazoa; Mollusca; Bivalvia; Pectinida; Pectinidae
Product: C-type lectin domain family 6 member A-like
Exons: 5
Coding region: 149-646 (165 amino acids)
Molecular function (GO): signaling receptor activity
Source: RefSeq, a predicted model, not a curated record